AUGGCUGGUGAGAACCGCUCACUUGUGACACACUUCUUCUUUGAGCCUUUCUCAAACAUUGUCGAAGUCCAAGCCACCUUUUUCUUCCUAAUACUGCUUAUGUUCAUCGUUGACUUAGGGGGAAACAUCUUGAUCAUUGUGAUCACCCUGGUAGACCCUGUCCUUCACUCCCCCAUGUAUUUCUUCCUCAGAAAUCUGUCCUGUGUGGAAAUCAGUUACACCUCUUCAACAAUUCCCAAAAUGCUAUUGAGUUUCUUCUCCAAAGAAAACAGGAUCUCCUUUCUGGGCUGCGCCAUGCAGCUGAAUUUCUUUACCCUCUUGGGGAUCACAGAGUGUUUUGUGCUAGCUGCCAUGGCAUAUGACCGCUAUGUGGCCAUCUGUCACCCUCUGUACUACAUGACCAUGAUGAGUCGGACAGUUUGCUUCCAGCUUUUAGCUGUGUCCUGGCUCGUGGGUGUGCUGGUCAGUGUGGGGCAGACAACUUCAACAUUCACAUUGCCCUUCUGUGGCCUCAAUAGAGUAAACCACUUCUUUUGUGACCUGCCUCCUCUGCUGAAGCUUGUCUGUGUGAACACUUACAGGAAUGAAAUCAUCACCUAUGCUGUCACUAUCAUCUUCAUUAUGGUGCCCUUCAUGCUCAUCCUCAUGUCCUAUGCCUGUAUUCUGCAAACCAUCCUCAAGAUACCAUCAGCUGACAGUAGGAGAAAAACCUUCUCCACCUGCUCCUCCCACCUCAUCGUAGUCACUCUGUUUUAUGGAUCUGGCAUUGUGACUUACCUAAGGCCCAAAUCCUUCUACUCACUCAGCUCUGACAAACUGCUUUCCCUAUUCUAUACACUUGUGUCUCCAAUGCUGAACCCUUUGAUCUACAGUUUGAGGAAUAAGGAAGUAAAGCAAGCAUUGAAAAGGCUGUUAAGCAAAAAAAUAUUUCUUUGA
Molecule: messenger RNA, 936 nt
Organism: Alligator mississippiensis (American alligator)
Lineage: Eukaryota; Metazoa; Chordata; Crocodylia; Alligatoridae
Product: olfactory receptor 5V1-like
Exons: 1
Coding region: 1-936 (311 amino acids)
Biological process (GO): G protein-coupled receptor signaling pathway
Cellular component (GO): membrane
Molecular function (GO): G protein-coupled receptor activity; olfactory receptor activity
Source: RefSeq, a predicted model, not a curated record